AUGGAUAUACAUCUUCAAGAAAGUCAAACAGGAAUUAGAUUUAGUUGGAAUUUAUGGCCACCUACAAAAAAUGAGGCAUCAAAAAUUGAAGUUCCAUUAGGUUGCCUAUAUACUGUUUUAAAAAGAACAGAUGAUAGUAGUGUUAAAUUAGUCGAAUAUGAACCAUUAAAAUGUAAAACUAGUAAUUGUAUUUUAAAUCCAUAUUGUAAUAUUGAUUUUAGAAAUAAAACAUGGACUUGCCCUUUUUCCAAUACAAAAAAUCCAUUUCCAUUACAUUAUGCUGAGCAUAUUUCAGAAAAAAAUUUGCCAGCUGAUGUUAUGUAUUCAAAUAUAGAAUAUAUUCAACCAUCUAAUGUUGGAGAUAUACCACCACCAACAUUUUUAUUUGUAAUUGAUACAUGUUUAUUGGAAGAAGAAUUAGAGCAAUUAAAAGAUUCUAUUCAGCAAUGUAUUAGUUUAAUGCCAGGUGAUGCAUAUAUAGGAAUAAUAACAUUUGGUAAUAUGUGCUAUGUUCAUGAGAUUGGUUUUCAUGACUGUUUAAAAUCUUAUGUUUUUAAAGGAAAUAAAGAUAUUUCAGCUCAAGAAUUACAAAAACAAUUAAAUUUAGGAAGUAGAAAUGAUCCACGUAGUUCCACUACUUCAGCAUCUGCUCGUAGAUUUUUACAACCAGUAAGUGAAUGUGAAUAUAAUAUAAAUAUGUUAUUAGAAGAUAUACAAAAAGAUAAUUGGCCAACUCCUCCAGAUCAAAGAGCGAAAAGAUGCACAGGUGUUGCUCUUAGUGUAGCAAUAGGAUUAUUAGAAUGCUGUUGUAAUCAAUUAAGUGGAAGAAUAAUGAUGUUUAUAGGAGGGGCUGAUACUACGUCUCCAGGAAAAAUUGUGGAUACUCCAUUAAGUGAAUCAAUUAGACAUCAUUUAGAUUUACAAAAAGAGAAUUCUAAUGCUAGACAUGUUAAAAAAGCUUUAAAAUAUUAUAUGACACUUGCUAAUAGGGCUGUUGCAUCUGGUCAUGCUAUUGAUAUUUUUGCAUGUUCAUUAGACCAAAUAGGUUUGUAUGAAAUGAAAGUUUGCUGUGAAAAAACGAAUGGAUUUAUGGUAAUGGCUGAUUCUUUUUCUAUGAAUGUAUUUAAAGAUUCUUUUAAAAAAAUAUUUGAAACUGAUUCAACAGGUUAUAUAAAACAUGGUUAUAAUGCAAAACUAACUAUUAUAUGUUCAAAAGAAUUUCGUGUAUGUGGUGCUAUAGGUGCAUGUUCAAGUAAUAAAAAAACAGCAAACUAUGUAUCAGAUACUUGUGUAGGAGAAGGAGGAACAUGUGAGUGGACUAUAUGUGCUUUAGACAGACAAUCUACCAUUGCAUUUUAUUUUGAAAUCGUUAAUCAAAAUCUUGCUUCAUUACCUCCAAACAGACAAGCAUAUUUACAAUUUCAAACAUUAUAUCAACAUCCUAGUGGAAGGAGAAGGUUACGUGUAACAACAAUUUCUUAUAGAUUUGCUGAACCAAAUAUUGCAGAAAUAUCUCAAGGUUUUGACCAAGAGACUGCAGCCGUUUUAAUGGCAAGAUUUGCUGUUUUAAAAGCCGAAACAGACGAACCUAUUGAUGUCUUAAGAUGGUUAGAUAGAAAACUUAUAAGGUUAGUUAGCACCUUUGCUGAUUAUCAAAAGGAUGAUGUUAAUUCUUUUCAUUUAUCAUCUGAAUUUUCCAUAUAUCCGCAAUUUAUGUAUCAUUUGAGAAGAUCCCAUUUUUUGCAAACUUUUAAUGCAAGUCCUGAUGAAACAGCAUAUUAUAGAACCAUUUUGUUAAGAGAAAACGUUAUGAAUUCAUUAAUUAUGAUUCAACCAGCAUUAUUACAAUAUUCUUUUGAUUCUCAAACUCCUAUACCCGUUCUAUUAGAUGCACAAUCUUUAAAAUCAAAUGUUAUUCUUUUAUUGGAUUCUUAUUUUCAUAUUGUUAUAUGGUAUGGAGAAAUGAUUUAUCAAUGGAGAGAACAAGGGUUUCAUGAAAAGCCGGAAUAUGAACAUUUCCGGCAAUUACUUAACGCACCCCAUGAAGAUGCAAAAUCUAUAUUAGAAGAUCGAUUUCCUAUACCGAAAUUUGUUUUAUGUAAUAGUGGAGGAAGUCAAAGUCGAUUCUUAUUAGCAAAAGUCAACCCAUCUACUACACAUAAUUCUUUAAGUGGAAGCACAUUCGGAACAUCAACUAACGAAUCUUACAUAAUUAAUACAGAUGAUGUUUCUUUAAAAAUAUUUAUGGACCAUCUUGUAAAGCUAGCUGUUCAAGCAUAA
This is a messenger RNA of Plasmodium gallinaceum, 2280 nucleotides long. RefSeq names its product protein transport protein SEC23, putative (gene SEC23). The record is from RefSeq and is a predicted model, not a curated record. Gene Ontology annotation, cellular component: COPII vesicle coat; endoplasmic reticulum exit site. Gene Ontology annotation, molecular function: GTPase activator activity; zinc ion binding. The transcript has 2 exons. Gene Ontology annotation, biological process: endoplasmic reticulum to Golgi vesicle-mediated transport; intracellular protein transport; COPII-coated vesicle cargo loading. Lineage: Eukaryota; Apicomplexa; Aconoidasida; Haemosporida; Plasmodiidae. Bases 1 to 2280 code for a protein of 759 amino acids.